CCCUACCAUGCUUCGCAAAUAUUUGCAAAUUGCAAGUAUACAUCGAUAAGAUAGAAAAAAUAGAGAAGAAGAUGAAGCUUUCUCGCGUGGCUGCGCUGGCCGCGCUCAUGGCCGUGGCCGCGUCUAGGACGGCCGGCGCGGUGACGUUCGACGCGACGAACACGGCGUCCAACACCGCCGGCGGGCAGCGGUUCGACCAGGAGGUCGGCGUGGAGUACGCGAGGCAGGUGCUCGCCGACGCGUCGGCCUUCAUCUGGGACGCCUUCGGCCAGCCGACCGACGGCGACCGGAAGCCGGUGGACGCGGUGACCCUGGCCGUGGAGGACAUCGGCGGCGUGGCGUUCACCAGCGCCAACGGCAUCCACCUGAGCGCGCAGUACGUGGGCGGCUACUCCGGCGACGUCAGGGCGGAGGUCACCGGCGUGCUCUACCACGAGGCGACGCACGUGUGGCAGUGGGACGGCCGCGGCGGCGCCAACGGCGGGCUCAUCGAGGGGAUCGCCGACUUCGUGCGGCUGCGCGCCGGCUACGCGCCGUCGCACUGGGUGCGGCCGGGGCAGGGCGACCGGUGGGACCAGGGCUACGACGUCACGGCGAGGUUCCUCGACUACUGCGACUCGUCGGUGGUGCAGGGCUUCGUGGCGCAGCUCAACGCCAAGAUGAAGGACGGCUACAGCGACGACUUCUUCGUCCAGAUCUCCGGCAAGACCGUCGACCAGCUCUGGCAGGACUACAAGGCCAAGUACGGUGGCUAGCUGACGUCAGCUCCGGCCGGCCAAAACGUAGCUAUAGAGUACGCAUAUGUUGCGUCCUCGAGUGAACAAUAAGCCAAUAAUUCAGCCAUGCUAUGCUUUGGUGUGUUUAUGUAUCUAAUAUCAUUUGAAAAUGAAAGGACAUGCUCCCUCAGUUUCUCUCCUAAGUCCUGAAGCCCGGUUCAGUUUGUAAUUUUUUUUUCAAAAACAUCGUAUCGGAUAUACGGACACAUAUUCCAAAGUAUUAAACGUAGUCUAAUUA
Oryza brachyantha (malo sina) is the source of this 1014-nucleotide messenger RNA. RefSeq lists its product as uncharacterized. The transcript has a single exon. The record is from RefSeq and is a predicted model, not a curated record. The coding region runs from base 72 to 755 and encodes 227 amino acids. NCBI's taxonomy places the organism in Eukaryota, Viridiplantae, Streptophyta, Magnoliopsida, Poales, Poaceae.